AUAAAAAAUGCGAGGAGUAAUCAAACCAUAUUGGUGGACUUGGCUGAUGCUGAUGCAUUGCUUUUAAUUGAGCUAGGGUCCUCCUCUUCUCCAUAGUCUCUUGUUACCACCAUUCACUCCAAUGGCGACACCAGGAGAAUACUACAGAUCUCUUCCACCCGUGACCAAGGCCUAUGGUGUCUUCUGUCUUAUGACGUCGGCGGCAGAUCGUCUCCGCUUAUUUAACGUCGUCCAUAUUUUGUUAUACUAUGACCUCGUUCUGAAGCAAUUUCAGGUUUGGAGGCUCGUAACGAACUUCUUCUUCCUUGGUCGAUUUUCCAUUUAUUUCGGUUUACGCUUUCUGAUGCUAGCAAGAUACGGCGUAAUGCUGGAGAAGGGGCCAUUCAAACAGAGGACUGCAGACUUCCUCUGGAUGAUGAUCUUUGGAGCAUUGUCAUUGCUGGUGAUUGGCUUGAUCCCCCAAUUACGUUUUCCUUUCAUGGGUCCCUCCUUGGUGUUCAUGAUGCUCUAUGUUUGGUCAAGAGAGGUUCCAAAUUCACAGAUCAGGAUUGCAGGCUUAGUGACCAUGAAGGGUGUCUAUCUCCCAUGGGCUAUGAUCGCACUGGAUUUAAUCUUCAACGAUCCCCUGGUACCUGAUAUCUUGGGAAUCCUUUCUGGGCACCUGUACUACUUCCUUGCAGUUCUUUAUCCUCUUUCUGGAAGGCAAAACAUACUGAAGACUCCUCUAUGGGUUCACAAAUUGGUUGUGUAUUGGGGUGAGGGAGCUCAGAUGAACAGCCCCGUGCAGCCUAAUCAGCAUGCUGGCAUCGCAUUUAGGGGAAGAAGCUACCGAUUGAAUAGAUAGGUAACGGAGAACCAAGUAGUAAAUUGAGGAUGGGAUUAUGUUAAAUGUGUUGAAAUUUCACUUGUGCUGAACCAUGUAUAUGAAGGGAGGAUCUAAUGGUACUUUUCACGUGAAAGAAUGAUUCCCCUUUAUUUUCGCAAUGUACACCAUCGGAUGAUAGCCAUUAUGAAAUCUAUGCAAAUAGAUGAAAGGGGUAGUUGGGAGUGCUUUAAAAUCUUGCAAGGCAUGAUCCAAUGGUUGAUA
Molecule: messenger RNA, 1087 nt
Organism: Elaeis guineensis (African oil palm)
Lineage: Eukaryota; Viridiplantae; Streptophyta; Magnoliopsida; Arecales; Arecaceae
Product: derlin-1
Source: RefSeq, a predicted model, not a curated record